GAUGACGAAGGAAUGUAAAUUGGUAUAUGCGAAAUCUAAAGUCUACGUGCAUACCGGUAAAGAUACAAUAGCGGGUUAUCUUGCUUUAGUUGAUCGCACCGGCGAUCAGAAAUACACCGAGAAGGAGAACCUCCUAUUAAGUUGGCUGCCACAGUCAAUUAUACAGGAAAUGAAUGAGGAGGAUAAAUUCGUUAUGGUAGAAUCUACAAAUAAGCCGACAACUUUGGUCAACCCACCGCCAUCAGAUAGUGACAGUUAUGCUUUUAGUUUACCUGUCAAGGAAAUCUAUUCAAUGCUCGUCUAUCCACCUUCUAUAACGCAUUGGUAUGGUACUAUUACUAUCAAUUUGUUAGGUGGUGUCACACUACCUGCUUUACACUUCCACGACGACGAGAACAGUACAGCUUUGACCUCACCUCGACCAUCACUAAGUGAUAGUCUAUACCCUCCCAGUCGACACAUAUCCAGCACUUGGGGUGGCCAGGAAUUCCUCUUAUGUUUGAAGCUAUAUGUUACCCUUCUCCGCUCGCAAUUGGAGAACAGCUUGUUUUUAGUAGAACCAACUGAGAUGGACGCACAAAUACACUUACAACCCUUUCUCGACGAGAACGUUCUUGAGACAUCAACACCAUCAUCAUCAACACCGCCCAGACAUGGCCGACGGACUUCAAUUCUUCACUAUGCACUUAAUGCUCAUAAUAACCACAUGACUAGGAAUGCGACUCGUUUUAAUAACCACCAACACUCUCGAUCUGCUGAUAAUAUGCGUCAAUUAUUUCCAGAUAACGUCCUAGACGCUACGCCAUCUGUUGAUAAUCUCACAUCAGUUUAUAGGAAUACAAUUAGAUCUUUUGCAAAUAUCACUAACUCUGCUAAGCAGACAGCACAUAGUAUGCUUAGACAUCCACUAGCAAAGCCAAUUAUACCCCAUCUUCCAACUCCAGUACAAAGUCUUGCAGUCGCGAGUGGGAAUACAUCAAUGAGUGGGAAUACAGCUGGUGAAUAUGAUAGUGCACGUAUUUAUCUCGCUAAAUGGGCGAGAAGAGUAGCUGAAGAGGGUGACAAAAAUCGGUUGAAAGAGAAUGAUGUCCUUCGGUCAGCUGAUUUAGGGGUGUCUACUGAACUUGGUAAAUUUGAAUUGCUUGACAAAUCACAGGAGAAAACAACUAGAGAUCCAAGCAACCCUAUUACACUUGAGGAAUGGCAGACUUGGUUUGAUGGUGAUGGUAAACCUUCCAUCACAGAAUCUGAAAUGCUUUUGAGUGUCUUUAGAAGGUCCAUCGAAAGCUCAGCCAAGAUACAUAUUUGGCCAUUCAUCCUGGGUGUUAUUGAAUGGAAUACCACCGAGAAAGAGAGAAUAGCAGCCUGGAACAGACUGGAUACCCAAUACGCUCAACUCAAGGAUACCUGGAAGAACAAAAGUGUAUUUCACGAUAAAAAGGUAGCUGAAGAAAGACAUCGCAUACGCGUAGACUGUCUUCGAACAGACAGAAAUCUUCCGCUGUUUGCCAAGAGCGACACAGAACUGGAUGAGAUGGAGCUCGGUGUUGGUACACUUGACAGCUCGAGUGGUAGUGAGAGUGAACUCAGCGAUGACAAUGAAGGAACAUCUCAAGCGGUGUCUAAUGCCCACGUUAGAAGAUUGCAGGGUAUACUGCUUACUUACAAUUUCUACGAGGAAGGCCUAGGAUACGUGCAGGGAAUGUCAGACCUUUGCGCUCCUCUAUAUGUUAUCAGCGAAGCUAGCGGAUCUUGGACAUUCUGGUGCUUCGUUAGCGUUAUGAAUCGCACAAAGGAAAAUUUCCUAGCUGACCAGAGUGGAAUGUCAAGGAAAUUGAUCACACUUCAGGAAUUAAUCAAAGUCAUGGAUCCCGAACUCUAUAUUCACUUUGCAAAGAGUGAUAACCUCAAUAUGUUCUUCUGUUUCAGGUGGAUUUUAGUUAAUUUUAAGAGGGAGUUUAAUUUCAAUGAUAUUCUCACAUUGUGGGAGGUAAGUUAGCUUGUUAACCAUGUUAGGUGACUAAUUAAGGACAAAGGCUUUGUUUACUCGCCCUCAUUCGCAGCAUUUUGAGCUAUUCAUUGUUCUUGCUGUUCUCGAGUCUCAUAGGGAUAUUAUUUUGAAGUACUUGAUGGAGGUGAGUGUCUUUAUUUUUUUUAUAGUUCAUGUUGACACGUACCCAGUUCGAUGAGAUGCUCAAGGUGGGUUACUGAUGUGUAUACGUUACUCAAUUCUAACCAUUCUACUAGUAUUGCAAUGACUUAAGUGGUACGAUUGACGUUCAGCAGACUCUAAAUGCUGCUGAAGUAUUAUACGACAACUUUGUCAAACUCUAUGAGAGAUUGAAGGGUAAAAAGUUAUCAGAAAACCUCUCUAGACUCAUUUAACGAUUUUCAUGCUUCGAAUUUAUAGAGAUGAAUAUGUACUAGUAAUAUAACAAAGAGAAAAUAAUUACAGUGUUGUGAAACAUUCCAAGAGAAAAGCAAAAUUAGAAAUACACUCUCAACGCCAAAGAGGAUUGAGAUUCGAUAGGACAGUAUGGGCAUUUAACUCUACCACCACCUUUACUCAGUUUAGACAAGCUUUCAUUUGCAACUACGUGUCCGCAAGUGAGCAUCAUUGGUGGAUUACUCUCGCUCGUUUGUUCUUUGCUAAUUGGGCAAGUAAAGACAGAGUGGAAUUUGUAUUUGUCAUCUAAUGGGAUUUCAACUGGUAGCUCAUUUGAUUGUGACCAUUCUGUUCGUGUUUUUUGUAUCAAUUGAUUGAAUCUUGAUAGAAUUGGUAAUGCACGACCACCGCCUACAUCCAAACUAGCCUCAAGAUGAUCAAUCUUCGGAACGUGACUAACUGUACACCAGUAUUCUUCGAAAGUGGGCAAGAGUAACUUUUGAUGUAUAUCGUCAGAGGCGAGAUAAGCGUAUGGUGAAUUAGCGAGAUCCCUGAAUGCGAGACUUGCUAGUAAAGAACUAGCCUGUGAUGAAAACUGCUUUGAGGAUAAGUAUGGCGAUAUGUGUUCUUUAAAAUAGGUUAAACUCUCUAUUGAUGUGGCUUGUUGUAGAAAUUUCGACCUGUGAAGGUAGAAUAGGAGCGGCGAAUUGAGAGCAUCGAGGUUAUCUCUAUGAGAGUUUGCCCAGCUGAUUGUAUAUUAAGAGAAUGUAAUUAAAAAGCAAACAACUCACUCUAAUGCAGAUUCCAAGUUGUUUGAACGUAAAUCACUCAAAACGGCGUUCAAACUGAGUAAUUUGUCUAUAUAAGCUUGAUCGAAUGAUAUAUUAUAAACGUCGCAAUGCUCCUUAAAUACAUCAAACCAACCCAAUCUUAAUAAAUAAGUUGCAAUCGCCUUGUUGAGAUUUACGUCAUAAUUAAAUUGAAUGCUAUCCAAUUUAGAUUCAGAUUGCGAGAAAGCUUUGUCCAAUUUCUUUAGUAUUUUAUAAUUAUCUACCGUAGUUUUAUUUAUUUUAUCUAUAUUAUCUUUCGCUGCCGAUGGCUUAUUUUUAUUAGACUUUAGAUCUUCUAAUGAAUUUAUGAGAUUAUCUAAAUUAUUUAAAUUAGAUUUUAUUCUACUAUUUAUCGUAAUAUCAAUCACGCUCUCCAUAAAUCGUUUAACUUGGACGUCGACUAUCAAGUUAUGGAGUCUGCUCAGUCUAUUUCUAGCUUAAUCGAUAAAGGCGAUAACCUCCAGGAUGACAAGCUCGAUAACUCACUCGAUAACAGUCAGAUAAACGAUGAAAUAAGAAAAUCUAAUAGUUCACUUGAUAUGCACGUCGUACCAGAUCAUACGCUUGAUGGCGCUGCAGAUAAGACUCCACAAUUAUCCUACAAACCUCAUGAGGAUAGCUUCCACUCCUCAGAAGAGAAUCAACCAGUGGUGGAGGAGCAGACAGUGGAAUACUCUAAACGUACAUCCUCUAAAGAGCAAUCAACCAGACCAACUAGUCUACUUAUCAAUGACUUAGAGGCAACUGCAGCUAGAGGAUCUACAGAACCUCAUGCACUCGUAAUCGCAUCUUUGAGAGCUCAAAUUGAUGAACUAAACAGCCAAUUAAAUAGUUUAAACACCAAAUUAGUUAGAAACUUUGAGAAGUCUGAUAAUUUAGAGUAUGAGAUGGAUUCUACGAAGCAAGAAAUGUCCAGAUUACACAAUUAUAUUAAGCAAUUAGAAAAAGAGAAGGCUUCUAUCAAAGAAAGUCUCGAUAACGGGACACUCGUUGAACGAGAGAACGUUAUGCAGGAGCUCACGAGAAUGGUUGAUUCAAUUGUGACAGAGACUCAAAAAGCAACAACUGCACGUCAAGAUAAGGCUGCAAUUGAGCAAGAUCUCGAUGAUUUAUCAGCCAACCUCUUCGGAGAAGCUAACAGAAUGGUUGGUGUCGAGAGACUAAUCAAGGCCCAAGAAAUUGAACGGCGAAAAGUUGCAGAAGAGAGAUUAGCAGAGGCAGAAGAAGCUGUACGAUUGACCCAAAAACAGAUGAAUGAAUGGGUAGAAAGAGCUGAAAGAGCUGAAAGAACUACCAACAAUGAUCCACUUAUAAGUGAAGCAACUGCCACGACAAUCGUAACAACAAAAAUUAUAGACAACAACAUACCAUUUUUAGAGUUUUUAAGUUAUCUUACCACCCUUGCAAAUCUCAUUCCAGUGCGUCAGUCACAAUCAAAAGAUACACCACUUCCUGCCCUUGAUCUCGGACACGCCUUCCUUCGUAGAGUCUUAGAGGAAGACAUCGAACCAACCCUCAGACUGGAUCUUAGUAGAGCUUUCGGAUUAUUGACUAGAGGAAAAGUACUUUCUGCAAUCGUUGAAGGAAGUUUAGAAUUAGAGCCUGCUGCAAAAAAUGAAUUCGGUCCUGGAACUGAAUGUGCAUUAUCAGGUCGUUUACUUAUACCAGAAUCCACGAGUAAUGGAAUGAACAAAACAAAUUCACAAUCAUCUUUGUUUGGAUUUAGAAGUAACAGGUCUAUUACUUCAAUACCAACACCUCCAAUAACGGUAUCAUGUGAAAAUAUUUUCGUUUUCCGUUUAUCUAAUGCACCAAACGCUACUAGAUAUCCAGUUGAUCCGGUGUGGGCUUUACCUAGACUUAGAGCUACAUGUGAAUUUUGGAGAUAUAUUCGUACACUUCAGCAAUCUAUUAUUACCCUCAGUGGAGCGUUCAAACCACCAAAUGAUUGUCAGACUUUAAAGAAUGUUGGUGAAAAUGUAGUUAAUACCACUACUGGUGAGGAGAAGCGUACGACUAGAACAUUCUGGGGUAGCUUCGGUAGAUCCUCAUCACAACCUGCUUCUCCAUCUCCACUUGCGAAUCCACCAGUUUCGUUACCAGAACUUGACAAAGAGAAGAAGAAUGAGAAUGUUGAGGUUGACAAAGAUGAGAAGAAUGCCGAUGAUAAUCCAGAAGACAACUCUAAAAAAGAACAAAUUACGGUUGCUAAGGACGCGCCAAAUGAGUCAAAUGAGUCAAAUGAAGGAAUUUCACAGAAUGAAGCGAAUGGUGAUGUUGAUAAGAAGGAAGAAACUAAUAGUGAAGUAACCAACAAUGAAGUCAAAGAUACACCAAAUGAGACUAUAAUGUCCUCUCCACAACCACCACCAGCAAAACCAAAAAGAGGAAAGAAAGGAAGAGGUAGGAAAGGAACGGUGACAGGCGCACCUCCUGUAAUACCAGCCGAAAAGCCAUCAGAGGAGCCAUCAAUAAGUGAGAAUCCAACUGAAGAGAAUAAAGCAAAUGAAGACAAUAAAGAACCUGAAAAAGAGAACCCUGAAAGCAAAGAAACUGAAAGCAAAGGUGACGAUAAGGCAGUAACGAAUGACGAGAACGAAAACAAAAAUGCUUUAGAUCUCAAAUUAAACACGCCAGCAGAGACAUGGGAAAUGACAAGAUGGAGGCAAAUAUUGGAGCUGAAACACAACAUGUUUUGGGCUAGAGUGAAUGGAGAUCCUUCAGCAAUUUGAUAUCGUAAGAGAAAGAAAGAAGAAAUUUGUAUUGUAUUU
Wallemia mellicola CBS 633.66 is the source of this 5987-nucleotide messenger RNA. RefSeq lists its product as hypothetical. The record is from RefSeq and is a predicted model, not a curated record. Gene Ontology annotation, molecular function: guanyl-nucleotide exchange factor activity. Gene Ontology annotation, cellular component: Golgi to plasma membrane transport vesicle; cell tip. The transcript has 8 exons. Lineage: Eukaryota; Fungi; Basidiomycota; Wallemiomycetes; Wallemiales; Wallemiaceae. The coding region runs from base 3627 to 5948 and encodes 773 amino acids. Gene Ontology annotation, biological process: exocytosis.